UUAUUUGCCAAGUGCAUCAGUUGAUAAAUUGAAAUAAAAAAGCGACAUAAAUUAUAUAGUUUCACAAUGAUAAAUACAUGCUCCCAUUGAACUACUCCUGAAAACGCUUAUUAAUGUAUUAAGUCCAAUAUAAAUGAAAAUGUUAAAAACUAUAUCACGCACUGGAGUUCUGUUCAAGGAGUAAAGAAAAGUUUGCGGUGUUAACUUUUUUUUCUUUACGAAGAGCUAUUAUUUUCGGUGCAUUGGCGAAGGCUUGGCGGACGCAGGUAAAGGGGCGGUUGCAGCAACCCUGCAUCCCUCUCCUUCCCCCGUAGCUGCCAGUCGAAAGAAAGAGGAAAAAGUCUUCAUUCGGGAAAUGUGCGGCAAGCAGGGAUGCGGAACUCAUCUCGGCGCGGUGAAGAUGUGGAAGAGUUCUCCCCCAUCAUAUGAUCCAUGAGGAUCGAACUCGGGCGAUGAUGACCAACCUAGCGCCUCUGCUAUGGUCACUGGCGCUGUGGUGGUCGGUCGUCGGAGCGGUCAAUUCCUUGCCGGGAACACAGGACUGCGAAGAGGCCCGCAUGAAGUGCGCGUACAGGGCCAACUGUGCGCGCGCCCUGCAUAGCUACAUGGUGGACUGCGCCGACGUCUUGGCGGGGCGCACCAAGCGCUGCCCCUGGUCCUGUAAGCGCGCCCUCAUCUCCUUAGCCAGUUCCGAGGCCGGGAUCGCCCUCGCCGAAUGCGAGUGCGGCGAGAACGAAUUCUGCCGCCGCAGCAAAGAGCGGGCAGAAGUUUGCCGUCCAGAGGUGAGCAUUGCCAUCGCGGAGGGCACCGUUGUGCCCUGCGCAGUGGCGGAGUGGAUCUGCGCGGCCGACCACCUGUGCUCCACGGCCCUCGAGUACUACUAUCGUCUCUGCAGGCCUAUGUUCCAAGGACGGAAGUGCACGUUCAGGUGCAACAACAGCCUCGCCAUUCUGGACAGGCAACCGAAGGCGGGAAAGCUCCGAAACUGCUACUGUGACGGCAGCGAAGACUUUCCGUGUCAUGCCGUCAAGAAAAACACUCAGCAGUUGUGCUAUGGCAGGGAUGAGUGGACGGACGACUCUAAUAACUUCAUCAACUCGAAGACCGACGUCGAGUCGAGUAGUGAGAGGGCGUCAUCAUGUGGCCUCCUCUGCAUCUUCCUUUGUUUUUUUGGUCUCUGGACAACAGACAGUUUCUUAUUCACUUCCAACAGAAUCUUCGUUUCGUCAGGUAAGAAAAAUGGUCUAGGUUUCCUGAACACAAAGAUAAAAAACAUUGCUAGCUUCCUCUGCAAGCGAAAGUGGAUUGACCUGCUACGACAUUGCUUUCAGGACACUCUUAACAUCCAUAAACAUUUCUAUUGGACUCGAGCCAAAUUCGGUUGCACAUUCAGGACUAGAAUCACCACCUUCUAUGAGAAAAAGUUUCUGAACUGUUCAAGUCAUUCAUUGGCAUGGUACUCGAAAUUGAAAAGACCGUCUUUGACGUCAUGGCCCUGGUGGUGGACAUCAGAGAGAUUUUGA
Uloborus diversus is the source of this 1523-nucleotide messenger RNA. RefSeq lists its product as uncharacterized. The coding region runs from base 426 to 1523 and encodes 365 amino acids. Gene Ontology annotation, biological process: regulation of cell cycle. The record is from RefSeq and is a predicted model, not a curated record. The transcript has a single exon. Lineage: Eukaryota; Metazoa; Arthropoda; Arachnida; Araneae; Uloboridae.